Kuraishia capsulata CBS 1993 is the source of this 2985-nucleotide messenger RNA. RefSeq lists its product as uncharacterized. Bases 1 to 2985 code for a protein of 994 amino acids. Gene Ontology annotation, cellular component: cell periphery; cell septum. The transcript has a single exon. Gene Ontology annotation, molecular function: chitin synthase activity. The record is from RefSeq and is a predicted model, not a curated record. NCBI's taxonomy places the organism in Eukaryota, Fungi, Ascomycota, Pichiomycetes, Pichiales, Pichiaceae.
AUGUCAAAUCAGACUUACAGAUACUCGGAUGAUGAAGACGAGGAAGAGUCGAUAAGAGAUUCCAGAGUUUACUCUCCACAACGACAGCCCACUGUCUCUGCUGCUCAAAAUGCAUAUGGAGACGAAGAUGAGGAUGAGGAUGAGGAAGAUUAUACAGGAACUUCGAAAAAUUUUGAGAGUUAUUAUGCCGAAUACAAAGACCCUUUUUCGGUAUACUCAAGACCUAUCAGUAUGGUUCCUCCACCAAGCUCCCAUCAGAGCAGUCCAUUCUUGCAAGUUCCCCAGGAAGAUCCAUUUGGGAGCUCGCCCAGAAGCUCAGUUUCUCAGCAAGAAUUGCCACAGCUGAAAUACGAGGGCAGUCUCUCGGAUGACGAUUACUACAAUACGUAUAGGCGAAACGAGGGCCAUUCGUUUGAACGUGAUCCAGAGAAAGACCACGGUUAUGUUAUAGGUGAUUUUGUUCCUGAUUAUGACGAGUUUGACAAUGAAGAAGUGCAUGUUUCAGGUUUCCAAAAUGAACAAUUGCCUUUGAAUAAUGCAGUGAAACCAAUGGGGACUGUUUUAAUGGAAGAGCCUGGUAGCCAGAAUGAUCAGAAUGACCAGGGCCAGCCUCGAAACCUACCCCAGAAGGUCAAGCUGGUGGAUGGAAAUUUUAUGUUUGAUUGUCCGAUUCCUCCAACACUCAGAGAUGAGCUUCCUUUCGAAGAAACAAAGGGCUUGGCCGAGUUCACAACUAUGCGUUACCAGGCCAUAACCUGUCAGCCCAAGGAUUUUUCAUCUUGCGGUUUCAAGGUUAGACAGAACGGUUUUAUGCCCACUAGACAGACAGAGCUGUUGAUUGUCUGCACAAUGUACAACGAAUCUGAGAUUGAACUCGCCCGAACACUUAAGGGUGUUUUCAAGGGUAUAAGGUACAUGCACGAGAAAGAGGAAUGGGGGCCCGAGGCCUGGAAGAAGAUCGUUGUUUGUAUUGUGAGUGAUGGUCGCAAAGUGAUUGAUCCAAGAUCGCUUUCACUUCUUUCUGUUCUAGGCUGCUAUCAAGACGGUUUUGCUAAAAACAGAAUUAUGGGAAAGGAUGUGGAAGCCCAUAUGUACGAGUACACCACGACGUUUGGUAUCAACCCUCUGGAGACGGUGAACGUGACGAAGACCGUUGGUACGGGUAAGACUGAUAAAAAUGGACAGGAGAUCAUGAAAGAUGAGAAACAGAAGGUUCAGAAGGUGAAAAUCUCCAAGAGUAACACAGUGCCAAUCCAGAUGAUGUUCUGUCUCAAAGAGCAGAAUAAGAAGAAAGUGAAUUCGCAUAGAUGGUGUUUCGAGGCUUUGUGUCCUGUUCUUAAUCCAAACGUUGUGAUGCUGCUUGAUGUUGGAACUGAGCCCGAGAAGAAGGCUAUUUACCGUGUAUGGAAAGCGUUCAAAAAUCCCCAGGUGGGUGGAGCAUGUGGUGAGAUCAGAACCAUGCUUGGUCGCGAACAUGCAUACUCAUCCAAUAUGGGGAAGCUAAAUGCCCGGCUCAAAGACUGGGGAUCAGACGCCAAAGUUUGUCUUACCAAUCCACUUGUUGCUGCCCAGAAUUUUGAGUACAAAAUCUCCAAUAUCUUAGACAAACCCAUGGAGUCGGCCUUCGGAUUCGUUUCCGUUCUGCCUGGAGCAUUCUCAGCAUAUCGCUGGCAAGCAUUGCGGAACCAAUACCACGAUGAUCCCAAGACGGGACUGAAAGUUGCCAGUGGUCCUUUAGUAUCGUAUUUCGCUGCUGAAACAACCAACCCGAAAGAGGCCGGCAUCCUCAAGUCUAACAUGUAUCUGGCUGAGGACAGAAUUCUGUGUUUCGAGGUGGUGUCGAAACGGGAUUGUGCUUGGACAUUAAAGUAUGUGAAAAAUGCUGCUGCAUACACAGAUGUCCCAGAUUCCUUACCCGAGUUCAUUAACCAGAGAAGAAGAUGGUUGAACGGUUCAUUCUUUGCGGCUCUUUACUCGAUGAUGUAUUUCUUCCGAGUGUGGAGUUCUUCACACUCAAAAAGCCGCAAGAUUUUUUUGCACAUUGAGCUGCUGUACAUGGCUUUCAAUCAACUUCUCUCGUGGUUCCAGAUCAGCUUUUACUUCCUAGUUUUCCGUAUCCUGGCACUCAACUUUGCGACUGAGUUUACGGGUGGAGAGAUAGUGACCUACGUCCUCUCGAUAGUUUAUGGAAUGCUCGUCUGUGCCACUUUCAUUCUUGCAUUUGGGAACAAACCACAGAACUCGAAAAAUUUCUACAAGUUUGUGGUAUCGUUCUUUGCGAUAGUCAUGGUUUACAUGCUGGUGGCCACGAUCUACAUCACAGCAAAGACCAUCAUCAACUUUGAGCAUGAGCAUUUGAGCGCAUCAGAGAUCUUCAAGAACAAGGUGUUUAUCAACCUGGUGAUAUCACUUGGGUCCACAUAUGUGCUCUACUUCGUGAUGUCUUUGCUAUUUCUGGACUGCUACCACAUGUUUACGUGCAUGGCACCCUAUCUGCUGCUAUCACCAUCCUAUAUUAACGUCCUCAGUAUCUUUGCGUUCUGCAACAUGCAUGACUUCUCGUGGGGAACCAAGGGUGAUACCGGUGACAAAAAUGAUCUUGGUGUUGCCAAGCAGGUUGGCGAAGAAGAAAUAGCAGUUCGUAUUCCCACUCGGCCAGACGAGGUGGACCAUUUUUAUCUUGCUGGAAGAGAGCUGUUACAAGAGACGAGGAUGGCUUCAACCAAGAAGAGAAGUGAAAAAGAGAUCACUGAUGCCAAGUUUGCCAACAUCAGAUCUGGUGUCGUGCUUGUGUGGAUGCUAUGUAACUUUGCUCUCAUCUCUGUGGUGCUCGGUACUGGUGGACUACGUGAGGUUACCAACACUGAGACUGAUGACCUGACCAACGCGAAUAUAUUCUUAGGGGUUGUUCUAUGGACGGUGGCAUUUAUGGCUCUUUUCAGGGCAAUUGGAGCUGUUGUGUAUCUUUGUACGAGGGGGAAGUGA